GGGGGGAUGAUGAUACAUGAUAAAGGAAGGACAUAGGAGAAGGAGGAGAACGAGGGCACGAAGACCAAAGAACCACAAAACAACAAAACACCAAAAUCGAAAAAUCGAAAAAACCAGUAAACCACAAAGCCCAACAAACCCAGAAGAAAACCCAGAAGAAAUCCAAAACCACCCAAAACCACCCAGAAGAAAUCCAGAAGAAACCCAAAAAAACCCAAAAAAACCCAGAAGAAACGCAAAAACCCAAAAAGAGGAGGGAAAAAAACAUAGACGGAGACAGAAGACAGAGACAAGAGCCAGACCCAGUAACCAAAUCACAAAACCAAAUCACAAAACCAAAUCACACAACC
Molecule: messenger RNA, 350 nt
Organism: Lentinula edodes (shiitake mushroom)
Lineage: Eukaryota; Fungi; Basidiomycota; Agaricomycetes; Agaricales; Omphalotaceae
Exons: 1
Source: RefSeq, a predicted model, not a curated record